AUGAUCCCCACUAUGGAUACUCCGUCGUCGGGUACCGCAACACCAGUCGAUGUGGAAAAUGGUGUCAAUGGAAUUCGAAAGAGACUUACCAUCACUUUUCGUGACUUGAAUGUCAGGGUGACAGCACCAGAUGCCGCCCUCGGGACUACUUUAUGGUCCCGGGUCGACCCUCGUCAGCUUUCAGGCCUAUUCAAACGAGACCAACGCCCCAAAAGAACGAUUUUGAAAGAUGUGUCUGGUCAGGUGAAGCCCGGAGAAAUGCUUCUGGUUCUUGGACGCCCGGGAUCUGGAUGUACUUCGCUUCUGAGGGUCCUCUCCAACGACCGAGGUACCUUCGAUGAAAUUAGUGGCGAGACUCGAUAUGGAAGCAUGGAUCAUAAAGCUGCCGAGCAAUUCCGUCAACAGAUCAUGUUCAAUAAUGAGGAUGAUCUUCAUUUCCCUACGCUUACCGUGAAUCGGACUAUGAAAUUCGCUUUGCGUAACAAAAUUCCCAAUGAGCGGCCCGAGGGACUCCGCAACCGGAAGGAUUUCGUGCUGGAAAAGCGAGAUCAAAUCCUCGACUCAUUGGGUAUUGGACAUACAAAAAAGACCCUUGUUGGUAACGAGUUUAUUCGUGGAGUCUCUGGAGGUGAGCGCAAGCGUGUUUCGCUGGCUGAACUCAUGGCGGGCCAGAGCCCGGUCCAGAUGUGGGACAAUCCAACGCGUGGUCUGGAUUCUAAGGCUGCCGUGGAAUUUGCUCGGAUGCUACGGCGAGAAGCUGAUGAGAAUGACAAGACAAUCAUUGCAACAACCUACCAGGCAGGAAAUGGCAUCUUUGAUGAGUUUGAUAAGGUUCUCGUUCUCGCUGAUGGCAGAGUUACCUACUAUGGUCCACGUGAGCUAGCGAAAGCCUACUUUGAGGAUAUGGGCUUCACGUUCCCCAAGGGAGCGAACAUUGCUGAUUACUUGACAUCAGUCACUGUAAUGACCGAGCGCAUUGUUCGUCCCGGUUGGGAGGAGAAGGUACCAAAUACACCGGAAGAGUUUGAAUCACGAUACCAGAGUAGCCCAAUCUGUCGGGCCCAACUGGAUACCAUCGAAUCCCCGGAAAAGCUAGGUUAUGAGACAGAGGAUCUCAAAGUCGCCGUUUCGAGCGAGAAAAGAAAGCAGCAUCUUCCCCGCGAACAAAGUGUCUACACUGCCGGUCUAUGGAAUCAAGUUGGCUCCUGCACAGUUCGCCAAUUUCAGAUCAUGUGGGGAGACAAGUUCUCCUUGCUCGUCAGAGUUUGUUCAGCCAUCAUCCAGGCUCUAGUGUGCGGGUCUCUCUUCUACAAUCUCGCCGAUGACAGUUCUUCCAUUUUCUUGCGCCCGGGAGUCCUCUUCUUUCCAGUGCUUUACUUCUUGCUAGAGUCAAUGUCUGAGACCACCGGCUCGUUCAUGGGGCGUCCCAUUCUCUCUCGUCAAAAACGAUUCGGAUUUUACCGACCGACUGCCUUCUGUAUCGCCAACGCGAUCACAGAUGUCCCAGUGGUUAUCAUUCAGGUUACCUGCUUUUCGUUGAUCUUAUACUUCAUGUCGGCAUUGCAGAUGAAUGCUGCACGAUUCUUCACCUUCUGGAUCAUCAUCAUCGUGCAAACCCUUUGUUUUAUUCAGCUUUUCCGCGCGGUUGGUGCGCUCUGCAAAAGGUUCGGAGAUGCAUCCAUGAUCAGUGGACUUCUUUCGACCGUGUUCUUUGUCUACGGAGGUUAUUUGAUUCCAUUCCAAAAGAUGCACGUUUGGUUCCGCUGGAUCUUUUACCUUAACCCAGGAGCUUACGCAUUUGAGGCACUGAUGGCAAAUGAGUUUGUUGGACGUGAGCUCAAGUGCAUUGAGCCUGAUUAUAUCCCUUACGGCAAAGGCUAUCCAAGUUCAGUGUCCCAAUACCGGGGAUGCUCUGUCCCUGGAAGUACUGAUGGAGUAAUCAACGGAGCCGCCUAUAUUCGAGAGCAAUAUAGCUACUCCGAUGGCCAUAUCUGGCGUAGCUUUGGAGUGAUUGUGGGUUUCUGGUUUUUUUUCAUUGCAUUGACAUCAAUUGGCUUUGAGCUAGUCAACAGCCAAAGCGGGUCUUCCGUGCUGCUAUAUAAGCGUGGUAGCGAGAAAGUACGACGGAGAGAUGUGGAAAUGUCUCCUUCCAGCAAGCAGCCAACUGAUGCGGCCGCCUUGUCCGGUUCGCUUAAGCAGUCGACUUUCACCUGGAAUAACCUCGACUAUCAUGUGCCCUUCCACGGGGAGCAGAAACAGCUUUUGAACAAAGUAUUCGGCUUCGUCAAGCCUGGAAACUUGGUUGCAUUGAUGGGUGCCUCGGGUGCUGGAAAGACUACCCUAUUGGAUGUGCUUGCGCAGCGGAAAGAUUCUGGAGAGAUUAACGGAUCCAUUCUCAUUGACGGUCGGCCUCAGGGUAUCAGUUUCCAACGCACGACCGGUUACUGUGAACAACAGGAUGUGCACGAGAGUACCGCAACGGUCAAAGAGGCGCUGGUCUUUUCGGCCCUUCUCCGUCAACCUUCCACUGUCUCUGAGGAUGAAAAGAUUGCAUACGUCGACCAUAUUAUCAAUCUACUGGAGCUUGAAGAGAUCAGCGAUGCUCUCAUUGGAGUACCUGGAGCUGGCUUGAGUAUCGAACAACGGAAGCGUGUGACCUUGGGUGUUGAACUCGUAGCUAAACCUACCCUACUGUUCUUGGACGAACCGACUUCAGGUCUUGAUGGUCAGAGUGCGUACAACAUUGUGCGCUUUCUUCGGAGGCUCGUGGAAGGAGGGCAGGCUAUUUUGUGUACCAUUCACCAGCCAUCCGCUGUUCUAUUUGACGCAUUUGAUGGCCUCUUGCUACUCGCAAAAGGUGGUAGGAUGACCUAUUUCGGUGAAACUGGCAAGGACUCUGGGAAGAUUUUGGACUACUUUUCUCGUAACGGUGCACCCUGUCCACCAGAUGCUAACCCGGCCGAACACAUCAUCGAGGUGGUACAAGGGGGUACAACUCAGCAGAUUGACUGGGUUGAUAUUUGGAAUCAAUCUCCUGAGCGCAAACAGGCUUUGGAAGAAUUGGAAUCUCUCAACGCGGCCGGUCUACACAACCCUGACUAUGUGGAGGAUACUGCCGAUUACGCUACUUCGCACUGGUACCAAUUCAAAUUGGUGGCAAAGCGUCUGAGUAUUCAAAUUUGGCGCUCUCCGGAUUAUAUGUGGAACAAGAUAAAUCUUCAUAUCUUCGCGGCACUGUUCAGUGGUUUCACCUUUUGGAAUCUUCAAGAUGGUACUUUCUCUCUCCAACUGCGGCUUUUCGCCAUCUUCAACUUCAUUUUCGUUGCACCGGGAUGCAUCAACCAAAUGCAACCUUUCUUCCUGCACAAUCGGGAUAUUUUCGAGACCCGCGAAAAGAAGUCCAAGACAUAUCACUGGAUUGCCUUCAUUGGUGCUCAAGCAGUAACUGAAAUCCCGUAUCUCAUUAUCUGUGCCACGCUUUACUUCGUUUGCUUCUACUUCACAGCAUCAUUCCCCGUUACUUCUAGUAUUUCCGGUCAAUUCUUUCUCCAGAUGAUCUUCUACGAGUUCCUAUACACAUCGAUUGGUCAGGCUAUUGCGGCAUAUGCUCCCAAUGAGUACUUUGCUGCCGUGAUGAACCCAGUAUUGAUCGGAGCAGGCCUGGUUAGCUUCUGUGGAGUUGUGGUUCCAUAUGCUUCAAUGCAGGCCUUCUGGCGCUAUUGGCUCUAUUACCUUGAUCCCUUCACAUACCUUGUCGGUGGACUUUUGGGUGAGGUGCUCUGGGAUGUCAAGGUUCAAUGUGAGCCCUCGGAGUAUGUCACGUUCAGUGCCCCGUCUGCCCAGACCUGUGGCGAAUAUAUGGCCGACUUUCUUUUGUCGGAACCUGGUUACUUGCUGGACUCAAACGCGACUGGCACAUGCUCCUUCUGCCAAUAUUCUACCGGUGCAGACUACGCAAAAACCUUCAAUAUCAAGGAGAAAUACUACGCAUGGAGAGAUACUGGAAUCACGGCAUUGUUCUGCAUCACAUCUUAUGCCUUGGUUUUCACAAUGAUGAAGCUUCGAAGUAAGAAAACAAAGAGUGCUCGCUCUGAAUAG
This is a messenger RNA of Penicillium longicatenatum, 4098 nucleotides long. Its product is annotated as putative ABC multidrug transporter. The record is from RefSeq and is a predicted model, not a curated record. Lineage: Eukaryota; Fungi; Ascomycota; Eurotiomycetes; Eurotiales; Aspergillaceae. Gene Ontology annotation, molecular function: ATP binding; ATP hydrolysis activity; ABC-type transporter activity. Gene Ontology annotation, cellular component: membrane. The coding region runs from base 1 to 4098 and encodes 1365 amino acids. The transcript is spliced from 14 exons. Gene Ontology annotation, biological process: transmembrane transport.